Rhodotorula toruloides NP11 is the source of this 843-nucleotide messenger RNA. RefSeq names its product mitochondrial metallochaperone Sco1. The record is from RefSeq and is a predicted model, not a curated record. The transcript has 6 exons. Gene Ontology annotation, biological process: intracellular copper ion homeostasis; mitochondrial respiratory chain complex IV assembly. The coding region runs from base 1 to 843 and encodes 280 amino acids. NCBI's taxonomy places the organism in Eukaryota, Fungi, Basidiomycota, Microbotryomycetes, Sporidiobolales, Sporidiobolaceae. Gene Ontology annotation, cellular component: mitochondrial inner membrane. Gene Ontology annotation, molecular function: copper chaperone activity; copper ion binding.
AUGCUCGCACGGACAGCCAACCCACUCGCACGCUCACUCGCACGCCCUCCCAUCCGCUCCAUCCCACCCGCUCUACCACUCGCUCAACGACACCGCUACUCGACUCAGCCUGAAGCGAACCAGGGCCCAUCUGCACCCAACCCAUCCUCGGACCAGUAUCAGAACAGGCAGCGCGGAGGGCCCUUCACGCUCAAAGCCGGCGCACUCUUCGUCGCGACAGGCGUAGGACUCUACUUCUACUUCCAGAGCGAGAAGCAGAAGGUCCAGGAGCGCAAGAGGCAGGAGAACGCGGCGGCACGGGUCGGGAGGCCAAAGAUCGGGGGCCCGUUCAAGCUCACGAACCAGGAUGGAAAGGAGUGGACCGACCAGGACAUGCUCGGGAAGUGGAGCUUGGUUUACUUCGGAUUCACAAACUGCCCCGACAUCUGCCCCGAAGAGCUCGACAAGAUGACCGCAGUAGUCGACUCGAUCUCCAAAUCCCACAACAUUGACAUCCUCCCCGUCUUUAUCACCUGCGACCCGGCACGAGACGACGUCAAGGCCGUCAAGACCUACGUCAAGGACUUCCACCCUUCUCUUGUCGGCCUGACGGGCUCGUACGAAGACAUCAAGAAGACGUGCAAGGCCUACCGCGUCUACUUCUCCACCCCACCGAACGCCUCCCCCUCGGACGACUACCUCGUCGACCACUCCAUCUUCUUCUACCUCAUGGACCCCUCGAACAAGUUUGUCGAUGCGUUUGGGAGGAGUAUGGGCGCCAAGGAGGUGGCGGGCAAGGUGGAGGGGUAUUUGAGGGAGUUUGAGGAGGGAGGCGGACGGGGGAGUUGGUCCGACAGUCAGUAG